CCUAUGAUUACAUUAUGUGGGAUGCAAUUAAAAAUUUGUGGGAUGCGAGUCUCACCCCUCCUUCUUCCUUGGUAGGAAUUCAAAUACUCCGUCUCUCACGUAACAUUGCUCACAAAUCCAGUUCCUGUUCAGAUUCUCCAAAUCCAAGGGACUCGUGCGUGUGACUGAGGUCGGACUCGUACAAAACAGUUCAAGAGAGAGAGAGAGAGAGGGAGGCAGUUCCUGCCGCCAAAGGGCUCUCUGUUUGGAGAUGGAGAACGAGACCAAGGCUGCUGCAGUUAGCUCCGCCGCAGGAGACGAAGCGAAGCUUCUCAGCGACACCGUCCCUACAUUACCGCCGCUCGCUGUGAAGGACUUGUUGUCAAUCGGGGUAUGCAUCCGGUGCAUCUUUCGAUUUUUUGGUGUUUCGGAGUGUAUUUAUUCUUACACCUCACUCUCGACAUCGGUCCUGCAUGCUGCUGUUGGAAAAAUGGGUUUGGAGGGAGAUAUGGUGAAUAAUGGUCUUGGAGCAGAGGAAGAUCUGAAUACUCAACAUUCUUUUGAAGAAUCAGAAUUGGAGCCAAAUUUCUGUAGAAUUUGUUUAGGUAUCUUGCAAUUUGCUUAUCAUGACAACAAAGAGAUGCUAGUGAAAAGGAAUCGUGCCAAUGAUUUUGCUCUAUUAAUUGCCGAAGUAGUAAAGCAAGAGGGUCAUCAGAUUGAUAACUUUUCUCUUGAAGUCUCCAUACCAUCUAGGGUCAUGGAACAAGAACAAGCAGUUUGGUUGUAUAUGAAAAGGAAGUACAGUUCUGAACUUUGGUUUCAAGAAAAGUUUCUUUCUGAACGCAUUUCUGCAAAAGAUGUCUUGAAAUUGUCUAUUACAAAUCCUCUUGAAACAUUGUUGGAUGUUAAAUCUAGUGUAAGCAGCUCUUUUCGCAUUCGUUUGACAUAUACCCACUCUGAAGUGUCGACAAAGGUUCAAAACUUCACAGAGAAGAAAGAAUGCAACAAGAGAAGGAAAAUAGGUGACAAUGCCAUGGAGACCAUUGAUGGGUGUGUGGUUGCUGCCACAGGUCAUUCUGAUUUAGCCACCAGUGAAGAAUAUGUCAGUAAAAGGUCUUGUAAUGGGUUGCAGAAUUAUGACUCUCCUGACCUUUAUCAAUUCCAGCUGGAGAAGGUCAAUGAACCCUGCCAAUUGACAUUUACUUGCUGUAGGACUCCUGUUUACAUUGGUGGGAGAUAUCUGAAGUAUUCGCGAAAUGUGAGUCAGACUCGAUGGAUUAUUGAUGAUGAAAGGAUGGGAGAAGCAUCUGUUGAGGAGAUAAUCGGCAGUAACAUCCUUCCUAUGUGUCAGGGUGAUAAUUACAAGUUUCAUGCUGCUGGUAGAGAGGACAUCGAUGUCCGGAUGUUGGGCUCAGGUCGGCCUUUUCUGGUUGAGAUACAAAAUGCACACCGUGUUCCCUCUGAGAUGUCAUUAAAAGAAAUAGAAGGGAAAAUAAAUAGGCUGGAAAAUAAGUUGGUUAAGGUGAAAAAUGUCAAGGUUGUGGGUAGCCAGGGGUGGAGCCUGAUGCGUGAAGGAGAAGCAGAGAAGCAGAAGCAAUAUGCUGCACUAGUAUGGAUUUCACGUUCUAUUGAGGAUGAUGACUUGAAAACUCUAUCUGCAUUUAAGGACAUGCCAAUUUUGCAGAGAACACCAAUUAGGGUACUUCAUCGCCGAAGUCCGUUAGAGCGUGAAAAGAUUAUACAUUGGAUGAAAAUUGAGAGGAUCGCUGGGAGUUCUCAAUAUUUUCUCCUGCAUUUAUGCACCCAGGCUGGGACGUACAUCAAGGAAUUUGUUCACGGGGAUCUUGGACGCACCCAUCCUAGUGUUGGCUCAAUUCUAGGAUGCCGAGCAGAGAUACUGCAACUUGAUGUCACAGAUGUGAAAAUGGACUGCUUCCUAACUGAAUGAGGCUAUCCAGUACUCCCCUGAUAGUGCUCUCUCUUACAUUUGACGUGAGGUUCGAAAAUUUCAAGUAUGCCAUUUAUUUAUAGUCUAUGACAUGACAUGAAUUUUUGUUCAUUACAAUCGCCUCUCUCUCUGUUAUUUUUCAUUUGAUUCAAACAAUGAGGGAAGCAUAUGAUAUGAAAGAUCUGUUCUUCGACUUCACAAAAUAAAAAAAUCACUUUGUGUUUCUGACUUA
Camellia sinensis is the source of this 2159-nucleotide messenger RNA. RefSeq names its product Pseudouridine synthase family protein. Lineage: Eukaryota; Viridiplantae; Streptophyta; Magnoliopsida; Ericales; Theaceae. Gene Ontology annotation, molecular function: RNA binding; pseudouridine synthase activity. Gene Ontology annotation, biological process: tRNA pseudouridine synthesis. The record is from RefSeq and is a predicted model, not a curated record.